AUGGGUCAAUCUCAAUCGUCUCGCCGUACGAAGGCAGAAGAAGAACAGCUUAAAUUGGAAAACACCACUCAGGUUACGCUUCCAAAGACAACUGGUCCCGUACCGAAACCCGGACCGAAAUUUAAAAUCCCGCGUCCCCUGAAAGAAAUGAUGGAAGCACCCGCUGGUCGAUUGCCUGUGGCUCCAACCGACGACUACGUAUUUCUCAAGUAUAGCAAAGCUGCUUCCGACAUUUGCGAAGCGGUUCAAAAGUUCGUUGUGACAUUUAACGAAAUAAAAGCACGUUAUGAGGAUGGAAAAAGUAUCAACAACAAUAUGCUCUAUCGCAAAGACAUGGCUUGCAAAGGGUUCAAAGACGUGCUGUUCCUCAAGUUCUGUUACGAGAACUUGCUGGAUGAUCGUGCUCCGCAAUUCGACGAGGUCAAAAAGAUGAUUGACAAGCAGAUCGUGUAUUCGACUGACCUCUUGGAUCACGUCGUAAAGUCGUUCGACAGACAGAAUCGUCUCAGAUAUAUUAAAUAA
Molecule: messenger RNA, 522 nt
Organism: Caenorhabditis remanei
Lineage: Eukaryota; Metazoa; Nematoda; Chromadorea; Rhabditida; Rhabditidae
Exons: 3
Coding region: 1-522 (173 amino acids)
Source: RefSeq, a predicted model, not a curated record